Molecule: messenger RNA, 768 nt
Organism: Dichotomopilus funicola
Lineage: Eukaryota; Fungi; Ascomycota; Sordariomycetes; Sordariales; Chaetomiaceae
Product: ribosomal L28 family-domain-containing protein
Exons: 1
Coding region: 1-768 (255 amino acids)
Cellular component (GO): mitochondrial large ribosomal subunit
Molecular function (GO): structural constituent of ribosome
Source: RefSeq, a predicted model, not a curated record
AUGCCGCCAAUUCCCCCAGCGCAAACCUGCCUCCGGGCAGCGACGAGGUCCACGACGACAUCGCUCCAAAGCCGCCAAAUCCAACUUCCCGCCUCUCUAAACCCCACGAGGGCCUUCUCUACGGCAGCUCCAUCCUUCUACAAACAAACAUCAGUUCCCGGGUCCGAUCUGCGCAUCCCAACGGCCUCCGGCGCCCACCCCGAGAUCCCCCCUUACCCCUACGGCCCGCGACAGACCUACCACCAGUCCAACACAGGCCUAUACGGCUCCGCCUCGAUCCGCUUCGGCAACAAUGUGUCCGAGAAGAACGAGAUCAAGACACGGCGCAAUUGGCGGCCCAACGUUCAACAAAAGCGUAUCUGGUCCAAGUCGCUCGGCAUGUUUGUGCGGACGCGCGUGACCACACGUGUGCUGCGCACCAUCGACAAGGUCGGCGGGCUGGACGAGUACCUUCUCGGCCGGAAACCGCAGCGGGUCAAGGACCUGGGGCCGUGGGGGUGGAAACUGCGUUGGCGCAUCAUGCAGACGCCGGUUGUGCGUGCCCGUUUGGCGGCGGAGCGGGAGGCGUUGGGUCUGCCACCCAAGGAAGAGGCGGAGAUUGCUCUUGAGUCUUUACAGACGUUGCCGGGUGGGGUGGCCGCUAGGGAGGCUUUGUUGGCAGAGACGGAUCAGAUGCUGGCAAAAGAAACUGAGUUCGAGCUGGGCACGGAAGAGGCUUCGGGGACGGCACAGCCAGGGUUCAUGAGCGAGAAGAAGCCGCAACAGUGA